CCGCGGAAAGCCAGCGGCGCUGGCACUGCGGCCGCAGCCCUUCCCAGCCCGCAGCCGCAGGGAAGCGAAGCAGAAGUGGCUCUGUCCCGCUCAGGAAGUCACGCCGCGGGAGCGAGGGCUGUGCCCGGGGCCGGGCUCGAGGUGUCUGCCCAGCCCCGGCCCUGGGCACCCGGCCCGGGCAGCUGAACGCAGCUGGAGCGCGGCUGAACGCAGCUGGAGCACAGCUGGAGCGCGGCUGAACGCAGCUGGAGCACGGCUGAACGCAGCUGGAGCACAGCUGGAGCGCGGCUGAACGCAGCUGGAGCGCGGCUGAACGCAGCUGGAGCACAGCUGGAGCGCGGCUGAACGCAGCUGGAGCACGGCUGAACGCAGCUGGAGCGCGGCUGGAGCGCCGAGGGCUCCUCCGGCGGAGCCCGGGCAGCAGCGGGCGCCGGCCGGGGCUGAGCCGAGCGCCUGGAGCCUCUGGCAGCUCUGGGAUUUGGCAGCAGCUGGAGGAAGGAGCGAGCGGGGAAGCGCUGGCGGUGAGCUGGCGUUUUUAGGUUGCUCACCAUGAGUGUGGCUGUGCUCCUGCUCCUGGGGCUGGGGCUGCCGGUGGCUGCAGAGGGCAGAAGGAACAGGUGUUUCUUCAACCGCACGCAGGAGUUCUGUGAGUGCUACAACCUGUCCGAGGAGACGGCCGCCAGCAUCAUCCAGUGCCUCCCAGCUACUGUGGUGGAGUUUUGGGGUGGAGAUCUGGAGAAAUACGCAGACUUCCCCAUCAGGGACCUGGACGACUCCGUCAUUGACACUCUGGGCUCCCUUCUCAUCCAGAAAAUAAUCAUUGGAAAUGUCUUGGUGCCUGAGGUGCUCCUCGCCCGUGUGCUGAGGUUCUUCUCCUACACCCACGUGCGGGAGCUGGCCUUUGAGAGCUGCGUUUUCCAGGGCACAGGCGACUGGAGUGACAUGGACGGGCAGAACUUGCCCAUCCUGUCCCUGAGCUUCCACAACGUGACCUGUGCCCCGCUGACGGGCCACGAGCAGGCCUUCUCCAGCCUGAGCACGUGGCUGGGGACCCUGAAGGAGCUGGCUGUCACCGGCUCCCGCGUCACCAGCCUGCCCUGUGCCAUCGGGAGGCUGUUCGCAGCCCUGCAUUCCCUGAACCUGGCCCACAACAGCCUCGGGGACGGGAGCCUGGCCCCCGCCUUCUGCCAGGGAGCCUUCCCUCAGCUCCAGCAGCUGAGUCUGCGCCACAACAACCUGAGCUCCUACCACAGCGUGUGUGAGGGCGUGGGGCUGCUGCUGCGGCUCCGGCACCUGGAUCUCAGCCACAACGAGCUCAUGGCAGACCCAUCCUCCUCCUGCCAGUGGCCAUCAUCCCUCCAGCACUUCAACCUGUCCAACACCGGCUUGGAUGAAGUGCCAGCACCGCUGCCUCCCCGCCUCGAGGUGCUGGACAUGAGCCACAACCACCUCCACGCUGUAGACAUCUCCCUCAGCUCCAUGAAGAAGCUCUUCCUGAAUCAAAACCUGCUGCGGGCCGUCCCCUCCAUCAGGAAUUGCCCCAUGCUGGACACCCUCCACCUGGACAACAAUUCCAUUUCAGAGCUGCCCAGGGAUGAGGUGAAGCUCCUGGGGCGCCUGCAGGACGUGGCUGUGGCUGGCAACCCCUUCAGCUGCUCCUGCUCUGGGGCCGGGGGGCUGCAGGCGCUGGCGGCCACGGGGCACCUGGGGCAGGGCUGGCCCGGGGACUACAGGUGCCACUCCCCAGCGCAGUACCAGGGCUGGCAGGUGGCACAGGUGCCCGUGUCGGUGCUGCGCUGUGACCCUGCCGCCGUGGUGGCCCCGCUCUGCGUGGCCCAGGCCCUGCUGGGCGUGGCUGGGGCCGUGUGUCUGGCCAGGAGCAGGUCCUGCCACAGACCCUGAGGGCACCGGGACCCUUCCCAGCAGUGCUGCCCCGCGGGGCUCCCGGGCAGGCCCACAGCCCCCCGUUCUGCUGAGGGGCUCUUGCUGUCCCCAGAGGGGCUCCCCGGUGGGGCAGGGCUGGCCACAGGGUUUCCUGCUGUGCCUGCAUCGUAGCAGAGAGCUCCUGAAUAAUGGGCAAUAAUGAGCAUUGACUCCAUGAUUGCAGAAGGCUGAUCAAUCACUUCAUUCUGUUAUAUUAUACUCUACUAACCAGAAAAAAACCAUCGCCCUUGCAGGCAGCCCCAUACAGCUCUGACCUAAUCAAUCAAUCCAAACCAAUCACCAGUGGCCAAUUAAGGAGUCAUCCUUUGGUAAACAAUCUGCAUAACACAUUCCACAUGUGCACAACAACAGGCGCAGCGAGUGGAGAUAAGAAUUGUUUCUCGUUCUGUUCUCUGAGCUUGCUCACAGCUUCCCAGGGAAAUCCUGAGCGAGCUGCGUCUCUCUGCUCAGAGGUUUGUGAUUACCACAUGCCUGUGCCCAGCCAGGCCCUGGGGCACCCCUCGCCUCCGUGCCAUGCUCUGACCCUCAGCCACACCGUCCCACCGGGGAUGUCCCUGUGGCCAGCUCCAGCUCCCCGAGCCCCGCUGUCCCUGCCAUGCCACCUGCCCUGGGCAAGAGGAGCUCAGCUCCAGCAGAUCCCGCUGGCAGCACUCAGAUGUCCCCAGCCUUGCUGGGCUCUGCUGGUCCCUGCCAGAGCCCCUCCAGUCCAGGCAUCCUUGGAGCCUCCAUGGCUCCUGUGCUGAUCCUCCCUCUCCUCAGCCGGGGCUCUGGCUGGGCCAGGGUGUCAGGUAUGGCAGGAUGCUGCUUGGCUGCUCUUUAAGAGAAAAGCCAAAACCCCAUGAAAAAGAGGAAAAUUCUAAAUUAAACACCCUGCACACAAAUGCUAAUGAGCUGGAGCAGCUCCUUACACCUCGACCUGAGGCACUGACAGAUGAGUCCAAGUGGGACCUUGAAAAAGUUCAAGUGAUAAAAAGUUUUAAGUGAUAAAAAGAAAAUUAGUUUGUUCCAGAUUACUCAGAGAAUCUUUCAUCUCUCUCAUGGAGAGAUUCUAUGGAAUCUCUC
This is a messenger RNA of Motacilla alba alba, 3006 nucleotides long. It is a transcript of the gene CD14, whose product is annotated as CD14 molecule. Gene Ontology annotation, molecular function: lipopolysaccharide binding; protein binding. The record is from RefSeq and is a predicted model, not a curated record. Gene Ontology annotation, cellular component: external side of plasma membrane; membrane raft; lipopolysaccharide receptor complex. Bases 550 to 1902 code for a protein of 450 amino acids. NCBI's taxonomy places the organism in Eukaryota, Metazoa, Chordata, Aves, Passeriformes, Motacillidae. Gene Ontology annotation, biological process: lipopolysaccharide-mediated signaling pathway; positive regulation of non-canonical NF-kappaB signal transduction; inflammatory response. The transcript has 2 exons.